AUGAGCGUGUCGCGAGCGCACAGUCUCAAGGACAUCGUCAAAGAGGUCAAGCAUCGAAUGUCCGGUUCGCAAACAGAUACUCAGGAAGACGGGCAAAACAAGAUUCAGGGUGGGGACACUUUCGAGGUCCAUGGCGUGCAAGACUCAAACGGCGGCGAGCCAGAAGAAGAUGGCGCUACGCUACAUACCAGCGAUUCGGAGGGACUGUCGGAGCAACUGGAGGUCGUCUUCAACCAGCAAAAUGACAAGCGACGCCGGGCUUCAUUAAGGGAAGAAGACGGGGAACAGGCAGCACGUCCAUCCCGCCCACGAUCUACGCGGAAAAGGACAUCGUGCUUUGUGCACUCCAUGCUGGAAGAGCGGUUCCGAGCAGGCACGCGGAACCAGAAACAAGCGAAUGUGAUUCCCGAGGACAUGUAUAAGAUAGCGGACAAGCAGUCGACACCUACCACGCCUGAUGGACAGCAACAUACCCAGUCUCGCUUGCUCACGAAGGGCGAACUGAGCAAUAUGGCGUUUGGAAUUCGGGAGUUGUCGAAAAAGUUAAGCCGCUUACGACUUUUGCUCGACGUUCGUCAAAUUCACAUUCUCACCAAGGCUCAUGAUCAGAAGCUCAUUGCUCACACCCGGCGUGUAACGGAGUGGCUAUUGAAGCAGCGCAAUCCAGAAGGCAAAACCUACACCGUCUGGGUGGAAAACACCAUGCAGAAGAACCAGGCUUUCGACGCGGAUUCUCUCAUAGCACAGGACGAGUCUUUCAAAAAUCGACUAAAGUUCUGGAGCAAUGAUCUCUGCGCAAAGAAACCGCACACGUUCGACAUAUGUCUCGCCCUAGGCGGAGAUGGCACAGUUCUAUACGCAUCAUGGCUGUUCCAGCGUGUGGUACCCCCUGUCAUGUCCUUUGCGCUUGGAUCUCUUGGAUUCCUAACAAAGUUCGAUUUUGAACACUACCCUACCACCCUCACCCGCGGGUUCACCGAAGGCAUAACUGUCUCUCUUCGAUUACGCUUCGAAGCAACAAUCAUGCGCUCCACCGCCCGUGAUGACCAAGACGAGCAGAACUCUCGAGAUCUGGUCGAUGAACUCAUCGGAACGGCCAGCGACGACAUCAACACCCACCGCCCAGCAGGCACCAACAACAUCCUCAAUGACAUUGUCAUAGAUCGAGGCCCGAACCCAACCAUGAGCAGUAUCGAGGUGUUUGGCGACGACGAGCAUUUCACCACCGUUCAAGCAGAUGGAAUCUGCGUCGCGACGCCCACCGGUUCCACAGCCUACAAUCUCGCUGCAGGAGGCAGCUUGUGUCAUCCCGAUAAUCCCGUCAUACUCGUCACUGCAAUCGCUCCGCACACGCUUAGCUUCAGGCCAAUCAUUCUCCCCGACACGAUAGUAUUGCGGAUCGGAGUACCAUAUGAUGCGCGAGCGAGCUGCUGGGCGAGUUUCGACGGAAAAGAACGAUCGGAAUUGAAACCUGGAGACUAUGUAACCAUAUCUGCCAGCAGAUUUCCCUUUCCGAGUGUGCUACCCCUAGACCGCAGGACGGAGGACUGGGUAGACAGCAUAAGCCGCACGCUGAACUGGAACAACAGACAACGGCAAAAAGCCUAUGAUGACGACAACAGCAAUUCAAAAUGA
This is a messenger RNA of Ramularia collo-cygni, 1635 nucleotides long. Its product is annotated as related to NAD+ kinase. The transcript has 4 exons. Gene Ontology annotation, molecular function: NAD+ kinase activity. NCBI's taxonomy places the organism in Eukaryota, Fungi, Ascomycota, Dothideomycetes, Mycosphaerellales, Mycosphaerellaceae. The record is from RefSeq and is a predicted model, not a curated record. Bases 1 to 1635 code for a protein of 544 amino acids. Gene Ontology annotation, biological process: NAD+ metabolic process; NADP+ biosynthetic process.